GUCGUUUCCCCUUAAAUAAAAAAAAGAGAGGCGUUUAAUAUUUAUUUUUUUUUACGUUAUGUGGACGCCACCACAUGUUGCUUUCCAUCAUACUUGAAUUUCAGCUUCAGUACUGAUACUUCAACAAUGAAUCCAUAUACAGAAGAGUCCCUUCAUAUCAGAAUAAGAGACAUCAAUCCCCAUAUAGUUUGCUCUCUUUGCGCUGGUUAUUUCAUUGAUGCCACAACCAUUACAGAAUGCUUACAUACCUUCUGCAAGAGCUGUAUUGUGAAGUACCUUCAAACAAGCAAACAUUGCCCCCAGUGCAAUCUCAAGGUCCAUGAGACACAUCCAUUGUUUCACCUGCGUGCUGAUCGUACAAUGCAGGACAUUGUGUACAAGCUUGUGCCUCAUUUAUUUGAAAAUGAAGAAAAGAGAAGGGAAGACUUUAACAAAUCUAGGGGGGUUGUAACACCUGUAAAACCAGGCAAGAAAGCUGAAGUUCACACACCACCUAAACUUUCUACUGUUAUAAACACACCAGACGGCCACAAAUAUCACCAUGAUGAACAAAUCUGUUUGUGCCUAGAGCCCCUAAGACAUCAGGAACGAGACUACUGUGGGCAACGUUUAUCCCUGAGGCAGCUGGAAAAAAAGUUUGUUCGUUGUUCUAUUCGCGUCCUUAUUUCCCACCUAAAGGCAAUGCUGCAUCGAAAACUGGCUGUGCCACCAGAAAUAAAGUUUGAUAUACUUUGUGAAGAUGAAGUUCAAGCAGAGGAGACAUCUUUAAAACAAAUCUACUUGAUGACUUGGUAUGGAAAGGAAACACCUAUGGUGCUGUACUACCAGUUUACAACAGAUGACAGUGUAACAUGAGAUUGGACAUUCACAACCUGGCGUCAAUGUACUUUGAAGCCUUAUUUGUUUAUUACUUGUGAAAAUAUCAUCAUUCAGCCAGAAAACAUUAUAAAGGCUUUCUUAACUCCAAAUUAUGAAAUGUUGGGAGAGGAGGGUAGCUGUAAAUAGCUCUUUCUCCAAAACUGUUAAGGCUGGAGACACAUCAUUUCUGUGUUUAUACGGUGGUUGGUAGAGGAAUCAUUGGAGGGGUUUGUUCUAUGCCUAAAUGUGAUAAAUCCUUUUUAACCUUCAGCAAUUUAUAUUAGCUUUAAAGAAUGUGACCAACAAAUUGCUGAGGUUUUUUUAGUACAUGGGUCACAACAGUUCUGCAUUGUUUUGAUAAUUAUGUCUGCUCAGCUUCUUCCCUCACUGUGCCUUCCUUACAAAGGAACUUCCUUGGUUUCUUUAUAGCAUUUAUUCUUUUCAGUAAAACCUUUUCUAGCCAACUAGAAAAUGCUCUGAUCAAUUGUUAUAAAACUGAGUUAAACAUAGGAAUAAUUCUUUUUUUUUCCUCAUGUUUUUACUUCAUCGAGGAAGAGUUAAAAAAAACUACGCAGAUCAUAGUAUGAAGGAAUAUGAAUACAUUACUUUCUAGAAGGGCACUACACUGAAGUAAAAGAUGUACUAAUAAAUCAUUUAUGCACUAAACAUC
This is a messenger RNA of Pomacea canaliculata, 1528 nucleotides long. RefSeq names its product polycomb group RING finger protein 1-like. Bases 127 to 855 code for a protein of 242 amino acids. Gene Ontology annotation, molecular function: promoter-specific chromatin binding. The record is from RefSeq and is a predicted model, not a curated record. Gene Ontology annotation, biological process: negative regulation of transcription by RNA polymerase II. Gene Ontology annotation, cellular component: PRC1 complex. The transcript has 8 exons. Lineage: Eukaryota; Metazoa; Mollusca; Gastropoda; Architaenioglossa; Ampullariidae.